Olea europaea var. sylvestris is the source of this 1658-nucleotide messenger RNA. RefSeq names its product myb-related protein Zm1-like. The transcript has 3 exons. Lineage: Eukaryota; Viridiplantae; Streptophyta; Magnoliopsida; Lamiales; Oleaceae. The record is from RefSeq and is a predicted model, not a curated record. The coding region runs from base 255 to 1202 and encodes 315 amino acids.
AACACAUUAAAAUGGAGCCAGGCUAUAAGCCAUCCCAAACUCCACAGAGCUAUGGCCCCACGGGUAUAUAGAUCUUCACUUUAAAUUCAUAAUUUCAGUGUACUCUCAGUUGGCAUCAUCUGUUAUCCUUCGUGGCUUCUUUCAUCCAAUUCUUGUUUCUUUCUUACCCACACAAAAACACACCUACCGUCUGCAUAUGUACAUAUGAUCUCCUGCCAUUGCUGUUCACCUGCAUUUUAGAAAAGAGAUAGAAAAUGGGACAACAUUCAUGCUGCAACAAACAAAAAGUGAAGAGGGGGCUGUGGUCACCAGAGGAAGACGAGAAACUCAAAAACUACAUUUCCACCUAUGGCCAUGGCAGUUGGAGCUCGCUUCCAAGAUUUGCAGGGUUACAAAGAUGUGGCAAGAGUUGCAGACUAAGAUGGAUAAAUUACCUCAGACCUGAUUUGAAGAAAGGGAAUUUCUCUUCAGAAGAAACAGAACUCAUAAUUGAACUCCAAAGAAUUCUCGGCAAUAGGUGGGCUCAAAUAGCCAAGCACCUUCCUGGGAGAACAGAUAAUGAAGUCAAGAACUUCUGGAACUCAGCCAUUAAGAAGAAACACAUUUCUCAAAACCUCUUUGAUCAGGCCCCUUUUUCAAAUCUUUCAAGUUCAAACUCAAAUUUCCCCCAAUAUUCCGAAUUUAAUCAAGUUUGCAUCCCCACCCAACCACCAUCACCAGUGCAAGGGAUAGAUUUUGGUGAAUUUAAAGCCGAUCAGUUGAGUCACAGUGCCAUUAUGCUCACUAGGUCGCCUUCAUCUGCACCAGCUUGUCCACUGGGAUAUCUGCCUCAAUUCAUUGAUCGUCAACAGCAAAUUCUUCGACCCGAAGAUUAUUCCAUUGUGAGCUCUGACCAAUAUCCAUUUUUUGCUACUAACAAGCUCUUAGAUCAGAAUCCCAGCACAAUGCUUCCUGUGCUGCCAAAAGUACUUGAAUCAAUUGCCGGCUCCUCAAAUUUCCCUUCCGAGAGGCUUUAUGCAAAUGACAUGCAGGCGUCCUCCUAUGACAUAGAGUAUAUUAAACCCAUCAUGCCAGCUUGCUCCACAUUAUCUUCAUCGUCCAUGUCCCAGACUUCCUCAUCAUCGUCAUUUUCGUUGUCUCAAUUACCGUGCAGCGGGACAAUGUUCGUGAACCCCUCGCUUCCUCCAAGAUGGGUUCCCUAGACUCGGUACAGAAGAUUCUCUGAUCAACGGAUGGUAUCACUCGAAUUUGAUGCCAUAGCAGCUUCCUAGGACAACACCUUAAACUCUGCUAAUCUAGGAUUUUCAGCAGACUUAUCCAGUUAUUCAAACGAACAUAAAGAUGCAAGGCUAUAGUUUUCGUUUGUACGUUCAAUUUGUAGUUAUGCUCUCAAUGACUUCAGUUUCAAUUUUUAAAUAUCUUCAUUAGCAAGUAUUAAUUACAAGCUCAAGGGCACCACGACAGAAAUUCAAUUGUUCGAAAACAUUAGAACAGUACAGCUUCAUGCAUAUUUAACAUGUGUGUCAGUGUGUUUAACAAAUGAGUAGUGUACAACUAUUAGAGCAACCACAAUUGUUAGCAUCAAAAUAUACGAUCAUACGUUACGAAAUCAUUAAUUGGUAACGAAAAAUAUCACACAAAAAACCCAAAUUGCCCAC